GUAUUGUGCGUGAAUAGCCGAAGGAUUGCAGAAUAAAGAAGAAAAUGUCGAUUUACAACAAUUCGGUUAAGAGAUACUACGACUUCGUAUUUACGGAUCUCGCCGAUCCCCGCACCAACGAUUGGCUCUUAAUCAAUGACCCGCUUCCAGGCUUAGCUAUAGUAGGAUUCUAUCUAUACUUUGUUUUAAACUUGGGCCCUCGUCUCAUGAAAGACCGACAACCUUACGAAUUAAAAAACACCUUAAUCGUUUACAACUUUGUGCAAGUUUUAGUUAGCGUUUAUUUAUUUUAUGAAGGCAUGGAAGGUGCUUGGUUGUACAGGUAUAGCUGGACAUGUGAACCCGUUGAUCACUCGAGGAGCCCCCAUGCCAUGAGGGUAGCAAGAGGCGUUUACAUCUACUUUCUUGCUAAACUCACAGAACUAUUGGACACCGUUUUUUUCGUUUUAAGAAAAAAGAAUGCGCAGAUUAGCUUUCUUCACAUCUACCACCACACAGUGAUGCCCCUAGUUAGUUGGGGAGCCACCAAGUACUUCCCAGGGGGUCACGGUACAUUUAUAGGCGUCAUAAACUGUUUCGUCCACAUUAUUAUGUACUUCUACUACAUGAUGGCGGCCAUGGGACCAAAAUAUCAGAAGUAUCUCUGGUGGAAAAAGUACAUCACCACGUUGCAAUUGUCCCAAUUUUGCAUAGCCUUCCUACACUCUAUGCAACUGCUGUUCUACGACUGCGGCUAUCCAAAGUGGACAAUGUUCUUCACCUUGCCGAACGCAAUCUUCUUCUACUACCUGUUCUCGGACUUUUACAAUAAAGCGUAUGCGGAAAGCAAUAAAAAAAAUGUGAUUAAAAAUGGUCACGCUAAUGGAACUACUAAUGGAAGCGCCAAAGAAGCUGGAGUUCUAUCUAAAAAUGGAGUGCUGUCAAAAAAUGGCGUGCUGUCCGAAAAUGGCAUACUAUCCGAAAAUGGCCACGCAAAACAAUCUUGAUUAAAUCAUACUGUUUUAUGCAUGUAAUAAAAGUUACCGAUGUGUUUUCCGAACGCCGUGUUGAGAAGCAUUUUAAAUUAAAUUAGUAUAAUAAUUGUAA
Photinus pyralis (common eastern firefly) is the source of this 1086-nucleotide messenger RNA. RefSeq names its product elongation of very long chain fatty acids protein 7-like. The coding region runs from base 45 to 986 and encodes 313 amino acids. The transcript is spliced from 5 exons. Gene Ontology annotation, cellular component: endoplasmic reticulum membrane. Lineage: Eukaryota; Metazoa; Arthropoda; Insecta; Coleoptera; Lampyridae. Gene Ontology annotation, biological process: fatty acid elongation, polyunsaturated fatty acid; fatty acid elongation, saturated fatty acid; fatty acid elongation, monounsaturated fatty acid. Gene Ontology annotation, molecular function: fatty acid elongase activity. The record is from RefSeq and is a predicted model, not a curated record.